GGUGUUGUUGUACUGUGGCAAAGGUAAUUCAAUUUUUAAUACUUUUUCUCCCUAUGCUAAGGUAUUUUUGCUUUAGGUAUUUGGAAGUAGUAGCAAGGCCAUGUCUGAACAGAAAAAAAGAAAAGUAGAGACCAGUAAUGAUCCCAAUGUAUGGCUGAAGUGGUACCAUGAACUAAGUGAUGAAAGUGAUCUGAGUGAAAGCUCUAAGGAUGAAGAUGAAAGUGACAAAGAGGAAGAAAAUAUACUGACAGAGAGUGAGCAUAAUACAGAAUCGGAACAAGAGGUUGCGGAAAGUGAAGAAGUUGAAAGUGACGAAGACGUGCCUUUAGGUUCUUCUAGUUUCUACAUUGGGAAGGACAAAAUAACGAAAUGGAGAAAAGCGAAUCCUCCAAGAAAUGUGAAAACAAGGUCCCAUAACAUUAUUAUUCAUUUACCAGGACCCAAAGGUAAAGCACGAGAAGUGAAAACAGAAGUAGCAGCUUUAGAACUCUUUUUAGACGACAAUAUUCUCAAAACAAUUACAGCGUGCACUAAUAUUUAUAUAGAGAAAACACGUCAAGAAUUUACAAGGGACAGAGAUGCAAGGAGUACUGAUGAGAUAGAAAUAAGGGCAUUUAUUGGAUUGUUGUUCCUUAUAGGCACCAUGAGAUGUUCUCGUAAAAAUAUUCAUUUACUAUGGGAUAACUCCAAAGGAAAUGGCAUUGAAUCAUGUUAUCUUACUAUGAGUGAAAAAAGGUUCCGUUUCUUUUUGAGAUGUUUGAGAUUUGACAACAUCAAUGACCGUAACAUGCGUAAAGAACUUGAUAAAAUGGCAGCAAUUAGGGAAGUGGUUGAACUGUUCACCAAUAAUUUUGAGAAAUAUUUCUCACCGAGUAAUAUCUAA
This is a messenger RNA of Acanthoscelides obtectus, 883 nucleotides long. The record is from the annotation of a GenBank genome assembly. Lineage: Eukaryota; Metazoa; Arthropoda; Insecta; Coleoptera; Chrysomelidae.